AUAUUUCCCAGGGUGCAAUGGGUUAUUCAUAUUAUUUGUAUGGUUGAAAGAAACGCAGCAACGUGGUUGUGGAAAGUUAUUCGGGGUCUCUCUGGUUAGAUAGAGAUAUGUUGGCCAAAGUUGCCAUUUCUUUAGCUUAAACAUUUUGGAGACUGGAGGUAAGCCCACUGAAGCAGAACUGUUAUUAUGAUAUCUGUGUAAUUAUGAAAGCAGGUGUAUCUGUCAUUAGGCUAACAUUUAAUUGCUAACUAGCUCGGGUUAGCAACGGCUAGGCUAACAGGGAGAAUGAAUAUAGCCAAAAGUGUGCACAUUGUUUCAGAUAAAUAUUAUCUAGUUAUGAUAAACAAUCCAGUGGCUAGAUGCCACCUCUAGCUAGCCAGCUAAUAAUAUGGCUCAAUAUUGGAAUGAAGCAGCUCUGUCUUAUGAUUGAUUGCGGUUUGACUGGUAGCGGGCUAAGCUGGACCAUAAUACGUUUGCUUGUCUCCAUCAUCUGCUGCAUAAAUCAAGCAUUGAGUGACAAGUGGAUUGAACAACUGAAUGAAUUCUAACGCAAUGCAAAACAAAUAUAGUAGUACCUAGACGACCCUUCACACACACAGUUACAGAGAGAGUGUCAGUGUAAACCAUAGUAAGCUUCGCUAUGGUGCAUACUAUUCUGUAGCAGCUCGUCUCACGAGCCAUGUGACGUAGAGAGUCUAUUCUACAGCACUGAAAGGGAAGCAGAGCAACCCCCUUUCAGAAGCGCAGACUGAGCAUGUGUGGCUCACGACUGGCUAGGAUGUCCUUUAAUAUACGGUUGCUAUGGAAAUGGAUGACAUGAAAUGGAUCCGUACGGCUACAAAAUCUCCUCGACCCCUCCGCACCUCGUGUUUUUACACAAAUCACUGCCAACAACCUGACGCGUCAUAAGGAGAUCUGCACCAGCCGAGUAACAGUUCCAUGAGGCGCCGGCACAGAGAGGCAUGCAAAACAGAAAAUACACACGCACUGAAACUAGUGUCUCCUUCUCCAACUACCAGCCAGAGCCAUCAAUCUCUCUCAUCGGUCCAGUUCACACUCUCCUUUGUUCCUGCAAGAAAAGUCUGUGCAUGAGUGUGGUGAGAGAGGGGAGAGAGAGACAGAAAGAGAGAGCGAGGGGAGAGAGAGAAAAGAGAGGGAGACAAACGAAGAGACCUGCUCAAUUCAAUUUCUCAUUCCUGUCUCCUCCCCUCUCCAGUCCAGUGGAGCCGGCGCUGAGCAGAGGGGCUGAAGAUUGGCUGCUGCCCGCUCUAGCACCAGGAUCCUCUACAGCCGUCUGGGGUGAGGGGUGGAGGAGACGAGGUGCCUGGCUGGGGCUGGGUGGAUGCUGCCUGGAGGAGGGGGGGCCACGGCAGCAGCAGAGGCAGUGGGAGGAAGAUGGCAUCUACAUGCAUGCAGAUCUUCGCCUUCAUCCUGGCGCUGUUGGGCAUCAUGGGGGCCAUGGUGGCCACACUGCUUCCCAAUUGGAAGGUGAGUGCCGACGUGGGCUCCAACAUCAUCACAGCCAUCUCCCAGAUGCAGGGGCUGUGGAUGGACUGCACCUGGUACAGCACCGGCAUGUUCAGCUGCACCUUGAAGUACUCGGUGCUGUCGCUGCCCGCCUACCUGCAGACUGCCCGCACCACCAUGGUGCUGUCCUGUGUGAUGGCUGCCAUGGGCCUGUGCCUAGCAUCCCUGGGGCUCAAAUGUACCCGCUGGGGGGGCGGCCGGCGCUCCAAGAGGCACGCGGCCAUCGCCAGCGGGGGCUGCUUCAUCGCCGCUGGCUUCCUGUGCCUGGUGCCCGCUUCCUGGUUCACCAACGAGGUCAUCACUAACUUCCUGGACCGCAGUGUGCACGAGAGCAAUAAGUUUGAGCCCGGGGGCGCUGUGUACGUGGCCUUCCUGUCGGCAGGCUUCCUCUUCGUGGGGGGGUCCAUCUUCUGUGUGUCUUGCUCGGGGAAGAGGCCCGGUCACCAGGACAUGAUCUUACUGCCCCCCCCCAACAAACUCAUACUGCAGCAGCAACAGCAGCUCCUACAGCAACAGCAGCAGGACCAGCACCAGUACUGCUCCCUCUCCCCACUAGACAAUAAGACAGGCUACAGCCUGCAGGACUAUGUGUAGGCUAAAGCAACAAGCCACUAGCUACUGCCAGGCAGACCAGUUAGGGGAACCAGGGCUUACACUGCGUAAGAGAUUGAGGAGGAGACUAGAGCGGAGGGGAAGGACUUUGAUGGCGUCUCUCUUUCCCUUUCCCCUCUUUUUCUGUUCUGCAAGCACAAGCAGUGGAGGUAUUCCCCGAGCAGCCCCUUGGAACAGACGGACGGAUGGUGAAUGUGAAAUGCAGCGCAGCCGAGGGAGGAAGGGAAGCGCUGCAGAAUGGGAGGGGAGCACCAGCUCAACACAUGCAGAUACCCCAGCAAUCAUCAGUAAAUCCAUUAAGACUUCCCGGGGGAAUGGAUUAUCUGAUAACAAGCCUCCCGUUAAUUUCCUUUUCCUCGCCAAAGGUUUGAAUUAAUAAGCAAUCAUUUAGCUGCUAAUAAUCGUUUGGUAACCACCCAUUCGGCAAGUCGGCAAUAUUGCUAUUAUUGUCUCAAAGAGGCAAUAACAGUACGUGCAAUUCCCUUUUCAUAAGCAAGCUACUGUUGUUUUGAACUAUCCACUAGAUAUGCUAGUUGUUGGGACUGAUUUAAGAAAUUGUCUUAUUUUUGGUAGCUAAUAGCCUGAUUGAUAUUUGCCUAAGCAUGCUGUUUGGAGCCUGUCUGUGUAUAAUGCAGAGGAAUGCCUGUUAGAGACAGACGUAUGUAGCCAACGCUAUGGAUAAAGGCUGUAGUAUAUUAUCCUUCCCAUUGAAACUGUUCAAAGAGUGCUGUCAGAAAUAAUACAUAGGGUGCUGGGCUUGGAGACGGAACAGAAUGGCAUAUUAACAAAAUCCUGUAACUCACCCUGCAGGUAGAGACAGACAGAGACACAGAGAGAGAGAGAGAGAGACAAACAGAGAGAGAGAGAGACAAACAGCGAGAGAGAGAGAAAAACAGAGAGAGAGAGAGACAAACAGAGAGAGA
Messenger RNA from Salmo salar (Atlantic salmon), 3062 nucleotides. The record is from RefSeq and is a predicted model, not a curated record. NCBI's taxonomy places the organism in Eukaryota, Metazoa, Chordata, Actinopteri, Salmoniformes, Salmonidae.